Nilaparvata lugens (brown planthopper) is the source of this 966-nucleotide messenger RNA. RefSeq lists its product as uncharacterized. Lineage: Eukaryota; Metazoa; Arthropoda; Insecta; Hemiptera; Delphacidae. The transcript has a single exon. The record is from RefSeq and is a predicted model, not a curated record. The coding region runs from base 1 to 966 and encodes 321 amino acids.
AUGUCGUGUAAAAUCUGUUUUAAGUCGGUGCGAAGCGGUCAUAACUUUGAUAAGGUUGCUUGUGGCGUGUGUUCGGGACUAGUGCAUACAACCUGCGCUGGACUUGAUGCUAAUGACGUUAAAUAUAUGACGGACAAUAACCAAAUAUGGCGCUGUAGGGAGUGUAACUUGGAGCGACGAAAAAGUAUGUCGAGUGAGGCGCCGGUGACAACCGUUUCAGUGUCGUCAUUAUCCGAUGUAAUCUCAUUACUCAGAAAAAUAGAGACUGAUUUGGGAAAUUCACUGGAGGCGUGUCAUGCGGAGAUUAAGGAGCUGAAGGAAAGACAGGAGACUCGUAAUGAGAAAUUUGAAACCUGUCUUAACACUAUCGAGACUUUAACUAGGAGAGUCGUGAGUUUAGAAAAGGAGAACAUUCAAUUGAAGGAGCGUGUAGAAGAUUUGGAACAGUAUUCCAGAGUUAAUAUGGUCGAGAUACGGGGCCUGCCUCAGCAAACUAACGAAAACCUCACCUCGAUGGUUUGUAGCAUAUCUGGUGCUCUCGGCUGUCAGAUCACGGAGGAUUCCAUCGACACAUGUCACCGAAUAGGUCGUGCUGGACCAGAGGGGCCGGCUCCAGUUGUCGUCAAAUUCGUCAGGAGAACCGACAAAAACGCGCUGCUUCAAAAGAGGAGAGUUAAGCGUGACUUUUCAAGCAGACACAUCGGCGGUAACACGGAUCGACCGAUCUACAUCAAUGAAUGUCUAUCACCAUCAAGGAGGAAACUUUUCUCAUUGGCCAGAUCUGCACAUAAAGAGCAUCGAUUUCGAUUCCUGUGGGUGAGAGACUGUAAAAUUUUAAUAAGAAAAAAGGAAGGUAGCCCAGUGAUUGAACUCAAGUCAGUCGAACAACUAGAAAACUUGAUAGCUCAAAGCCCAUUGCCAAUAAUCAAUGCUGAUAAAAGUACUGAAAGCACCUCGAAUGAUUAA